Molecule: messenger RNA, 3742 nt
Organism: Varroa destructor (honeybee mite)
Lineage: Eukaryota; Metazoa; Arthropoda; Arachnida; Mesostigmata; Varroidae
Product: E3 ubiquitin-protein ligase CBL-like
Biological process (GO): cell surface receptor signaling pathway; negative regulation of epidermal growth factor-activated receptor activity
Cellular component (GO): membrane raft; plasma membrane
Molecular function (GO): ubiquitin protein ligase activity; phosphotyrosine residue binding; calcium ion binding
Source: RefSeq, a predicted model, not a curated record
GGGAAGAAUCGUGGAAAUGGCGACGGCGGCCCCUCCUGGUCAACUCAACAUCUCAGCGCUGUUCAGCAAGCUGCUAUCGACAAAUCCACCCAGGUACAUGCUGUGUCUGCUGUCAGCAGAUUGCACUAUGUAUUAUUAUCACUACUGUUAGAUCAAUAUAAGACGUUUCAAAUAAAUUUAUAACACGUAUAAAAAAUUGCCUUGGCAAAAAUUUCAAGUAAAUAUUGAGCGUGUUAAUCGUUGAGUAGUGUUUUUGUGUGUUAUUCAAUUUAACCAAAUAGGAAUGCCUUGGAUCCACGGAUUAAUAAUGAAAAUACAACAGUAGCUACUGCGUUAUCAUAUAUACGUACAUUUCUAAUUAAUUAUUAAUUUCUAUAGCAUUUUGGGAUGUUUAUUUAGACUGGAAAGGUGGAAAUGGCAAGGAGUCGAAAGAAAUUUGAUAUAUUUUAUGCUUACGACUUUUGCAAAAAAAAAUAUUGCAGGAAUUGUAGAUAAUAUUGUAGGUAUUAUAUAUUUUUGUAAAAUCUUAAAAUGCCUGGAAGACCGCCAAAGAAUCACAUGUCCUGCUGGCACUUGAUUAUUAUGUUCGUCACAGAUCUGAUUCGUACUUAUAUUAAACUUCAAAAGUUCGCGAGAACGUUCAAAUUAAUUCUGCCGUUGUAAUGAUUUGGUACCGGGACCAGGUGCCUAUGGCUACUCAACAUGUUCCUGGAUCGAUCUGACUCACACAACAAUUUCCGUUAGAAAAAUCCUCCAUAUGGGAAUAUAGGACCUUCAUAUGUAUGUAGUUCAUACAAAUGUACGAAUGAAAGGAAAAUAAUGUACUGUCGCGGUAGUGAAGCUAAUAAAGUGCGGGAAUAACAGUCAUGAGAUUUCCUUUUCGGUUUUUAACUGAUAAUGCUUUAAUAAAUAGUCCAAAUGUACCAGCAAAGCCCUUAGAUAUAUUUGACCAACUUGAGUGUCGCCACAUUCUGUAACUCUUACAUAUCUAAGUUCACCGCGUCGCAUUUAUAAGGUCGUCACCGGGAUUUCCUGAGGAGUUUCAAUCCUGUGUAAGCAUCUGUUUUAUGAACUGAUUUGUUUUUUGUAAUUCUCUUGUUAAUUCAAGCAUCAGAAAUACCUCGAUCGAACAUAUCUCAUAAGGGUGAUAAUUGCUCUUAGUUCAUUGCUCAUGGAUAAGGAAAUAUUAAUUUUAGUUAAAUGUAGUUUAUAGUACCGUUUGAACUUUAGCUUUCAAGUGUGUAAUUCAAUAGAUACUGUUUCAAACAUAACUCAACUAAGCUCGUAAAAAGUCUGGAUGUUGAGUCAUUUUCAUACAAUUAACAAUCGCUGAAGAAGUUGUCUUCACUCGCGCCUUGAACACGUAUUUCGGAGAAACGCAGCGAUCCACAGACUCUGCUGUUCUUAAAUUGAACGGCUUCAGAUUAUAGCAGAUUCGUGAUUGAACGAAAGACUAUUGAAAAGACAUGGAAGCUUAUGGACAAGGUUGUAAAGCUAUGCCAACAGCCUCGCGUCAACUUGAAAAACUCACCCCCGUUCAUUUUAGACCUGUUGCCCGACACCUACCAACAUUUGCGGCUCGUAUACGCCAGGUACGAGUUGGAAAUGCAUGUACUAAAUGAAAACGAAUUCUUUCGGGAAUUUCUCGCGAACUUAGCCCGAAAGUGCAAACAAGCUAAUAAACUGUUUAAAGAAGGGAAGGAGAGGAUGUUUGACGAAACAUCACCUCAGCGGCGAAACCUCACCAAACUUUCCCUGGUUUUUUCCCAUAUGUUGGCUGAAUUAAAGGCGCUAUUCCCCGAUGGUUCAUUUGCUGGCGACAGCUUUCGAAUCACAAAGGCUGACGCCGAAACUUUCUGGAGAAGCAACUUCGGUAAUAAAACGAUCGUUCGCUGGAGCGAGUUCCGACGCGUCCUGCACAGCGUUCAUCCCAUUUCGUCGGUUCUGGAAUCGAUGGCAUUGAAAGCAACGAUCGACCUUACGUGUAACGAUUUCAUAUCGUGCUUUGAGUUUGACGUUUUUACACGACUCUUCCAGCCUUGGCAGAGUCUUCUACGAAACUGGCAGAUUCUUGCUGUUACACACCCAGGAUACGUUGCUUUUCUCACCUACGAUGAGGUCAAAGCGCGAUUAUCAGCAUAUCUGGACAAGCCUGGCGCGUACGUGUUUCGAUUGAGCUGUACAAGGCUCGGUCAAUGGGCCAUUGGAUAUGUGACGGCGGACGGCAGAAUUUUCCAAACGAUACCUCAGAACAAAUCUCUUUGUCAAGCAUUGCUAGAUGGCAAUAAGGAUGGCUCGUACCUCUAUCCUGAUGGACGUGCUGUCAAUCCGGACCUAUCAUUUGCCGUCAGAGAAGAACCAGAGGAUCAUAUACAAGUAUCUCAAGAGCAAUACGAGUUAUACUGUGAGAUGGGCUCCACCUUCCAGCUGUGCAAAAUCUGCGCUGAAAAUGAUAAGGACAUUCGACUCGAGCCUUGCGGACAUCUGUUGUGCACACCCUGUCUAUCGGCUUGGCAGGAGUCGGACGGCAGUGGGUGUCCUUUCUGCCGACAGGACAUCCGAGGGACCGAGCAGAUUAUUGUCGAUCCCUUCAAUCAGCAAAAUAAUAAUGACGAUUUACCGCUACUUCACAACCCCCAACAACAGCCACUACUACAGCAACAGCGAUCGCCAUGUCAACUACAGCCACAGCUUCAAUUACACCAAUUACAACAACUACAGCAGCAAGGUACACAGCAAAGUCAACAGCAGCAACAACUACAGGAAUCACAACCAUUGCAAUAUCAGACGCAAAACCAAGACCGGUCAACAACGACAGUUUCUAGUAGCAUUUUGACCGACACAACUUCAGCCGUUUUCGCGCAGGCCAGCUCCUCAACGCAGCAAUCACAUCAGCAGAAGGGCUCGUGAUAGCUGACAAACGAAAUAAGAAUUGAAGGCGAAAAGGAGAUUGCUGUAAACCCACUCCAAAUGUAAAAUGAAAGGACAAAAGUUGUCCAUAACACAUAGAGAUGUAUGUAUGACAUUGUCUGUACAGUGACAGAAUAUCUAAUAAACAACAGUGGAAGCUGAUUCAUCUUAUUAAUGGCGGCCACGAUAAAAGCGGUACCAUACCACGAAUUUUACAACUCACUGUACUUAUUAUUGAAUAUUGACAAAGCGUUUUACAACUAAUCUUGUUUGUUGCCAACAGAAUGAAUACGCGUAAAAUAAACACUUUGUUGCGUGUAUACACUACAUGACAUGCAAGGCUCACGUAGGAAGAACAGGUAGGUCUUCCAACUAUAUACCUUCAAUUGACUCACUACAUAGAUAGUAGUUAUAAGAAUGGCUAAGGCAGUCGAGAAAAACGUGACACGCCAUUGUUCGUUCAAACGUUAUUGAAUACUACUAACGAAAAUCGAUAUUAAUGACUUUUGUUAAACAUUAUAGUUUGACAUGACUAUUCACGAAAAGGGUAUAAAGUGAAGCUAAAUGUUUCGGCCAGUUGUUUAUCAAAUCGCUUGCAACAUGACUCAUAUAUACACAUUAAGUGAGGUGUAUCUGUCUCAUUUCAUCCACAGGGAGGUUAUGAGACAGAGCUCAAUUGCCCCGGAGUACAAAAAUCAUCGCUCACAUAGUUACAGGAGGGACUCUUGUAUAUCUAGCUUGAACAAUGCCAGUUUGUAUUAUUCGUAGAUCCACCGUGAAGCAUUUCGAAGGGUGUCAAUGCAUAUAUAUAUAAAAAAAAAAAAAAAAAAAA